GGACAGGCACCCGGCAAAGAAAUCUGCAUUAAAGUCUGCUCACCUGGGGUUCUUCAAGUAAACACUCAACAUGGGGGAUUCGGAAAUGGAGUGUUUUGGCCCGGCGGCCAUUUACCUCCGGAAGCCAGCACGAGAGAGAAUUCAGGCUCAAACAACUCCCUUUGAUGCUAAAACAGCUUUCUUUGUGACCGAGCCUGCGGAGAUGUUCCUAAAGGGGAAACUUACGAAGAAAGAGGGAGGCAAAGCCACCGUGGACACCCUCUGUGGAAAGACUAUCACUGUUAAAGACACUGAAAUCUUCCCCAUGAACCCUCCAAAGUACGAUAAGAUUGAGGACAUGGCCAUGAUGACCCACCUCAGUGAACCUUCUGUGCUGUAUAACCUCAAAGAGCGCUAUGCAGCAUGGAUGAUCUACACCUACUCAGGGCUGUUCUGCGUCACUGUGAACCCCUACAAGUGGCUCCCAGUGUAUGACUCAAAGGUUGUCAAUGGAUACAGAGGCAAAAAGAGGAUUGAGGCUCCACCCCACAUCUUCUCCAUCUCUGAUAACGCCUAUCAGUUCAUGCUCCAAGAUAGAGAAAACCAGUCCAUCCUUAUUACUGGAGAAUCCGGUGCAGGAAAGACUGUCAACACCAAACGUGUCAUCCAGUACUUUGCGACAAUCGCAGUGGCUGGAGGAAAGAAAAUGGAGCAAGCUAGCAAGAUGAAGGGGUCACUGGAAGAUCAAAUCAUUGCAGCAAACCCACUGUUGGAAUCUUAUGGUAACGCCAAAACAAUUAGGAAUGACAAUUCUUCGCGUUUUGGCAAAUUUAUCAGGAUUCACUUUGGAACAACUGGAAAGCUGGCUUCAGCUGAUAUUGAAACAUAUCUGCUGGAGAAGUCUCGAGUGACGUUCCAGCUGUCUGCGGAGAGGAGCUACCACAUCUUCUAUCAGCUGAUGACCGGCCACAAACCUGAGAUACUAGAGGCUCUCCUGAUUACGAAAAAUCCAUAUGACUAUCACAUGAUCAGUCAGGGGGAAAUCACCGUCAAGAGUAUAGAUGACAUUGAAGAAUUCAUCGCCACUGAUGCUGCUAUUGACAUCCUCGGCUUCACUUUAGAUGAGAAGGCAAGCAUGUACAAGCAGACUGGAGCUGUGAUGCAUCACGGAAACAUGAAGUUUAAGCAAAAGCAGCGUGAAGAGCAGGCCGAGCCCGAUGGCACUGAGGUGGCUGAUAAAAUCGCCUACCUCAUGGGUCUGAACUCAGCUGAUCUGCUAAAAGCACUAUGCUACCCCAGAGUAAAGGUCGGAAAUGAGUAUGUGACCAAAGGUCAAACUGUCUCUCAGGUGAACAAUAAUGUCAGUGCUCUCUGCAAGUCUGUCUAUGAGAAGAUGUUCUUGUGGAUGGUCAUCAGAAUCAAU
Molecule: messenger RNA, 1402 nt
Organism: Notothenia coriiceps (black rockcod)
Lineage: Eukaryota; Metazoa; Chordata; Actinopteri; Perciformes; Nototheniidae
Source: RefSeq, a predicted model, not a curated record